Molecule: messenger RNA, 762 nt
Organism: Stomoxys calcitrans (stable fly)
Lineage: Eukaryota; Metazoa; Arthropoda; Insecta; Diptera; Muscidae
Product: NADH dehydrogenase [ubiquinone] 1 alpha subcomplex assembly factor 3
Exons: 3
Coding region: 91-660 (189 amino acids)
Biological process (GO): mitochondrial respiratory chain complex I assembly
Cellular component (GO): mitochondrial inner membrane
Source: RefSeq, a predicted model, not a curated record
CACCAGAAACGUUCUCGGCCGAUCAACAACCCUACCAAAUCUUAUUAUUAUGAUUACAUCUUCCUUAGUGAGUCGAAUAAAUUUUUGGUAAUGAAUUUAACCGCAAUAAGGAGAACAGCAGCAUACACAGCUGGAAUAUUAAGGAGGAACUUGAGCCAAACAUCGUCUAGGUUAAGUAGUAAAGCCUAUGACUACGAUGGCAAAACUAAAAUUGAUAUAUUCAAUACCCAACAAGAGUUAGGAAUCAUGAUCACUGGAUACAGUCAGUUCGGAUUUCGAAUGAAUAAUGAUAUGGUUGUUAUAGGACCCGUGGCGGUAUUCCCAAGGUCCCUACUGUCGUGGAAUGUAAACUCUGUAGAAGAUAUAAAUGAAGAAAGUUUAUCCUUGUUCACAGCUUUGGAACCAAAACUGGACGUUUUAAUAUUAGGAAUAGGAGACCAGACGCCUUCACCAAAUAUCUCUAAAGAAAUUUUAAGCUUUAUGAGAAAGUAUAAAAUUAAUGUAGAAGUCUUGAGAACAGAACAGGCUUGUGCUACAUUUAACUUUUUAAAUGCCGAAAAUCGUAUGGUGGCAACGGCUUUAAUACCACCACUACACAUUUCUUAUAACGAAAAUGAUAUUUUGGGCACCAGUAUACGUAAAUUUAAGGAAGGAUUUUAAAAUCUGAUGUUAUAUACUCAAAUUGUAUAGUAAAAUUGUUUCUCCUAUAUAUAUAUGCAUAUGGAUCUACUUAAGUAGAAUAAAUUUGCAUACCUGAUAUAA